Molecule: messenger RNA, 1745 nt
Organism: Hevea brasiliensis (rubber tree)
Lineage: Eukaryota; Viridiplantae; Streptophyta; Magnoliopsida; Malpighiales; Euphorbiaceae
Product: UDP-glucuronic acid decarboxylase 4
Exons: 7
Coding region: 184-1650 (488 amino acids)
Biological process (GO): D-xylose metabolic process
Cellular component (GO): cytoplasm
Molecular function (GO): UDP-glucuronate decarboxylase activity; NAD+ binding
Source: RefSeq, a predicted model, not a curated record
UCUCACCCAAACAGCAACAAGUUCAUAGCCGGGAACUUAGUUUCUGGCGAGCGAGUCCUUCUGAACUCUCAAAUCCAUCUAAACAAACCACCAAAAAAAAAAAGGAAAAUACUUUGAGCAUUGAGAUUGAAAAAAAUUUGGUCCUUGAUCUCACAAUUUCAUUCUUAUAUUUUACUCUACAAGAUGGGGUCGGAACUGAUAUUUAGAGGCCAUGAAGAUACCCAGCAUGAGACUGAUUCCUACUCUCCUAAGCCACCCAAGCGAUGGCUCUCCUUCACCCGCCCGAUUCGUUACGUGCUCCGCGAGCAGCGCCUCGUCUUUGUCCUCGUCGGCAUUGUUAUUGCCACCCUUUUCUUCACCAUCCUUCCUUCGUCUUCUAGGAAUCCGUAUGUUCACCACCACAAAUAUGAGCAGAUCCCCGACUCCCUCGCCCACAUCUCUCGCGAGUCAGCGUCAACGACAUACAAAUUCUACGAACCUCAUGUGGCAGCUUUCGGGUCGAUGAAUUCGGGAGGGAAGAUUCCGUUGGGGUUAAAACGUAAGGGUUUGAGAAUAGUGGUUACCGGUGGGGCUGGGUUUGUUGGGUCACACUUGGUGGACCGUCUGAUCGAAAGAGGUGACAGCGUGAUCGUGGUGGACAAUUUCUUCACGGGAAGGAAAGAGAACGUGAUGCACCACUUCAAAAACCCGAGAUUCGAGCUCAUUCGGCACGACGUCGUAGAGCCCCUGUUGCUCGAAGUCGACCAGAUCUAUCACCUUGCUUGCCCAGCAUCGCCAGUGCAUUACAAGCACAAUCCAGUGAAGACCAUAAAGACCAAUGUGGUGGGGACACUGAAUAUGCUGGGGUUGGCGAAGAGGGUCGGUGCCAGAUUUUUGCUCACUAGCACCAGCGAGGUCUACGGUGAUCCUCUCCAGCACCCGCAGGUCGAGACUUACUGGGGCAACGUCAAUCCAAUCGGUGUCCGAAGUUGUUACGAUGAGGGAAAGAGGACGGCUGAGACACUGACAAUGGAUUACCACAGAGGAGCAGGUGUUGAGGUCAGGAUUGCCAGAAUUUUCAAUACCUAUGGGCCUCGAAUGUGCAUUGACGACGGCCGUGUUGUUAGUAAUUUCGUUGCUCAGGCAUUGAGGAAGGAGCCUUUGACUGUUUAUGGUGAUGGGAAGCAGACAAGGAGUUUCCAAUAUGUUUCUGAUUUGGUUGAAGGUCUGAUGCGCCUUAUGGAAGGGGAACAUGUGGGGCCUUUCAAUCUUGGUAAUCCUGGUGAAUUCACCAUGCUUGAACUUGCUCAGGUGGUACAAGAAACCAUUGAUCCAAAUGCAAGGAUAGAGUUCAGGCCUAACACAGAAGAUGACCCACACAAGAGGAAGCCUGAUAUUACGAAGGCAAAAGAUCUGCUUGGCUGGGAGCCCAAGGUAUCCCUUCGGAAGGGUCUGCCAUUAAUGGUAUCAGAUUUCCGGCAACGCAUCUUUGGUGACCACAAGGAAGAUAGCACCACCAGCACUGUGUCAACAGCCAAUUUGACUUUGCCCUUGUCGCAACAAUACAGUUACGGUGGCAACAACAAUAGCAGCAAAGAAAUCCGUCAUUCGAUGAGGAAUGAACUUGGAGGAGGUGUUCCUUUCGCAUUUAUUUCGCAGUCAGCUUCAUAAUCCCCCGUGGGCUAUUUUAAUUUUUUCCGCAUGUAAUUUCUCUUUGAAGGAUAUUAGACAGCGAGCCUUGCAAUUAAAAUUACAUUUUACUCUAA